Molecule: messenger RNA, 1209 nt
Organism: Helianthus annuus (common sunflower)
Lineage: Eukaryota; Viridiplantae; Streptophyta; Magnoliopsida; Asterales; Asteraceae
Product: protein TIFY 6B
Exons: 9
Coding region: 154-1014 (286 amino acids)
Biological process (GO): regulation of jasmonic acid mediated signaling pathway; regulation of defense response; response to wounding
Cellular component (GO): nucleus
Source: RefSeq, a predicted model, not a curated record
UUAAAAACACUAUACAUACACAUGAAGUUAUAAAUCACAUCCUCUGUUUCUCUCUCUACUAUCUGUCUCUACUUUCUCUCUCUAGAUUUUUGCAAGUCUGAAGCAUUUCUUUCGCUUGCUGCAAUUUUUAGUUGAAAAUCUUCAAGUGGAACUAUGGAACGAGAUUUCAUGGGUUUGAAUUCGAAAGAUUCGGUGGUGGUGGUGAAAGAAGAAGCUGUUGAAGUUUGUAAGGAAUCAGUGUUUUCAAAGAGCUCUGCAGUCAACUGGCCUCUAUCAGGGGGUGCAGAUGUUAACCGUCAAGCUGGUGAAGUUCAGAGUCCAUUUUCUGUGCAAAUGAUCAGUGAUGCUAAGCACGCGGUUCCUAUUUCCGUGAGCCACCCUUUCUACAGGGCUCAGUUUGGUGGUGCACCCAUUAAGCAACAUGGUGUUUCGGUUCCAUCUAUUGGCUCCUUUCUUGCUGGAACCACCGAGCCAUGGUUUAAUUCCAAGCCUUCAUGUGCUCCUGCUCAGCUAACCAUCUUUUAUGGUGGAAUGGUGAACGUGUACGAUGAUAUCUCCCCUGAGAAGGCUCAAGCUAUCAUGUUCUUGGCGGGAAAUGGUGCCUCUGCAAGCACACCACAGCCAAGGGUUCAAGCUGCGGUUCCCAUUCCAAGAACACCUGUAGGAGAUGUGGUUUACAUGGCCCAACCAAUUAAUGCGCAACCCUGCUCAGCCCUCUCGAGCCCGAUGUCUGUGUCGUCACACCCUGUGGGACCCACUAACAAAGAUGAAGGUGCUAAAACAGUUAAAGGCUCCGUGGGUCCUUCUAGCAAAGUGGAUACUCCGAGAGUUAUCAACUCACUUGAACAAGUGAUGCAAUCUGCUGUUCCCCAAGCGCGCAAAGCAUCUUUGGCUCGGUUCCUUGAGAAGCGCAAGGAAAGAGUGAUGGCUUCGUCUCCAUACAAUGUGAGCAAGGACUCACUUGCCAAUGGCGGAGCAAGCGGCAUGAAUGCUGUAGCAGCAGCUGAGAAUUAGUGGAAUCAAGUAAGAAUGUUAUAAGUUGUGUAAGUUAUUAGGUUUCAAAUUCAGUCAAUAGUCAACUGGGUUGUUAUUUUAAACCACAUUGAUGUAUACAUAGUGGUUCAGUUCUUUGUUAAGGUUUAAAUGUUAAAGACUGGGAUAUGAGUAUUUUGAAGUGUUGAAUGUUUUAUGUUUGCGUGUUUUGUUUAA